Messenger RNA from Perca fluviatilis (European perch), 2291 nucleotides. RefSeq names its product hepatocyte nuclear factor 4, alpha (gene hnf4a). Gene Ontology annotation, biological process: cell differentiation; anatomical structure development; positive regulation of transcription by RNA polymerase II. Gene Ontology annotation, molecular function: zinc ion binding; nuclear receptor activity; RNA polymerase II cis-regulatory region sequence-specific DNA binding. Bases 66 to 1430 code for a protein of 454 amino acids. The record is from RefSeq and is a predicted model, not a curated record. The transcript is spliced from 10 exons. Lineage: Eukaryota; Metazoa; Chordata; Actinopteri; Perciformes; Percidae.
CAAGUCUUUCUGCCCCACUGUCAGGUUAGUUGAGAAUUUGUUUGUCCAAAGCGCUGGCAGCAGACAUGGACAUGGCAGACUACAGCGAGGCUCUGGACCCGGCCUACACCACGCUGGAGUUCGAAAACAUGCAAGUGCUCCCCUUGGGCUCAGACUCCUCGCCGACUGAAAGCACCAACAUGAACGCGAGCGGCCACCUGGGGGCGGGCAGCCUGUGUGCCAUAUGUGGAGACAGAGCCACCGGCAAACACUACGGGGCCUCCAGCUGUGACGGCUGCAAGGGCUUCUUUAGACGCAGCGUCCGCAAAAACCACAUGUACUCGUGCAGGUUCAACAGACAGUGCAUCGUGGACAAAGACAAGCGGAAUCAGUGCAGAUACUGCAGGCUGAAGAAAUGCUUCAGAGCCGGCAUGAAGAAAGAAGCUGUGCAGAAUGAACGAGACAGAAUCAGCACCAGGAGAUCCAGCUACGAAGACAGCAGUCUACCGUCCAUCAAUGCGCUCAUCCAGGCAGACGUACUGUCCAGACAGAUCACCUCCCCGGCUCCUAUACUCAACGGCGACAUCAGGACCAAAAAGAUCGCCGCCGUCACAGACGUCUGCGAGUCCAUGAAACAGCAGCUGUUGGUUUUGGUGGAGUGGGCCAAGUACAUCCCGGCCUUCUGUGACCUGGCCCUGGACGACCAGGUGGCGUUGCUGCGAGCUCAUGCUGGGGAACAACUCUUGCUCGGCGUUGCAAAGAGGUCCAUGCUUUACAAAGACAUCCUCUUAUUAGGAAAUGACCACAUCAUUCCCAGGAACUGCCCGGAGCUGGAGCUGGGCCGGGUAGCGGUGCGGAUCCUGGAUGAGCUGGUGCUUCCCUUCCAGGACCUCCAGAUAGACGACAACGAAUACGCCUGUUUGAAAGCCAUAGUUUUCUUUGACCCAGACGCUAAAGGUCUGAGCGACCCUGGAAAGAUCAAGCGGAUGCGAUACCAGGUCCAGGUCAGCCUGGAAGACUACAUCAACGACCGGCAGUACGACUCGCGGGGCCGCUUCGGGGAGCUGCUGCUGCUGCUGCCCACGCUGCAGAGCAUCACCUGGCAGAUGAUCGAACAGAUCCAGUUCGUCAAACUCUUCGGCAUGGCCAAGAUCGACAACCUGCUCCAGGAGAUGCUUCUCGGAGGUUCUGCCAAUGAGGCUCCACACGCACCUCACUCCCUGCACCCUCACCUGGUUCAGGAGCACCUCAGCAGCAACAUCAUAGUGACCAGCAACAUGCCAACGCCCAUCCAUAACUGUCAAAUCUCCACUCCUGAAACCCCGAUCCCGUCUCCGCCUACUGCCUCCAGCUCAGAACAUUAUAAACUGGCUCAGGGGGUCAUAGCCACCGUGCCCAAGCAGCCAACCUCCAUCCCUCAGCCUACUAUUACAAAGCAAGAGGCCAUCUAACAAUCCUCUGAACCCUGUUUCCUUCAGUUUUCUUUCUUUUUUUUUAUUGUGUUAAACCAGGGUCUUUAUAUAUAAGUUUAUACAUUAACAGCAAUGAAGCUGUUAACUUGACUGAAACAAUAAAGUUGCUAAAUAUAUAGAAUAUGAUUGCAAUUAUGUCCCUUGCAGAUGUUUUUCUUCAGGGAUCUAUUUGUUAACACAUGCAGCUGCAGUUGAGCUCUACAGCUCAGCGAAAGCCAGACAAAACUAUAAGCAUCAAAGCUAUCCAGUUGGCCAUAUCCGGUCGGCGCGUACAGUAGAAAGACGUACAUCGUUGUAUAUAUGUAGUUUAUUAUUGGGUAACAUCGCUUCCUUGAGCAUGGCGUCAGUGUGUGCAGCAAGGCUCAUGUUAGACAUGGUGACGUGAUCAUGUCAGUGUUUUAUGAAUGUUACAGGAGGCCUUACAUUGUCAUGUAUUUAGUAUUGCACAGUAUUUUAUUUUAUUUGCAUUAGUAAUAAAGUUUUGUCAACUUCCAUUCAGGAACUCAUUUUAUCGAAGCUAAAGGAAAUCACUUGAACGAGAAAUACACAUUGGCAGUAGUCAAAUUGAACGUGUUAAAAUGGACACCGAUGAAUCUUUCUACACAUAGUGAGCUCUGGUGCCACUUUAUAAAAGUCACAGGCAGACACACUAAGGAAGUUUCCCAGUAGUGUGUUGUAUUGGUUUAAAAAAUAUAUAUAUAUUAUAUAUUUUGUUUUAGUACGUUGUCAUGGUUUAACUGAUGGAAUAAAUGAGGCCUGUAACCUGUACUGCCUUACUAAAACAAGCAAUGUUUCGCCUUAAAAUGUGAACAUGAUCGAAUUAAUAAAUCUCAAGAUUUA